AGUUGUCCGCCAUCUUAGUUGCGUGUUGUCUUCUCUCUUUCGAAGCGAAAAUUUAAUAAUAAAACGCAUUUAAAGCGAUGCCCAAUUAACCAAAACACAAAAAAGUGCUACAAAAUAUAUUUACCUACAGCUGAGAGAUCGUCUGGAGUUUGCAACUAAAAGAUUUCAAGGCGAAAAUUGCAUUUGAAAGUGGAAUUACAGGGCGAAGAAAAAAUUCCCAGAUCAAAUAAGAAAAGUGAAGCGACGAACCAACAAAAUAACAGGCAAGGCACCAAGCAGCGGCAACAACAGAAACAGACGAGACAGCGGGGACAGACAGAAGAACGAGGAGAGGACAAACAGAAGAGAGCGGCAACGGCUUCACAUUGGACAUGUCAUGUCAGCAAGCGUCCAGAUUUCAUCCAGCCACAACAGCAGCAGCAACAGCAACACUAGCUAGAAACACAGCCACGAAGAGAAUUGCCACAGCAGCAGCGGCAGCAGCUUUAAGCACAGCAGUAGCCGCAACAGCAGCAGCCACGCUGACGCCCGGGGAGAGCGUCGCCGGCAAGACGACGACAGAGGACUCGGAUCCGUAUGCAUUCACAGAGACCGUUUCAGUCGCGCCGCCAAUUCUAUUCAAUGCACAGAAAUCGCGAGCCCGCCUAAGCGAAAACAACAAGAGCAACGGCAACAACAGCAACAACAAUAGGAGGCUAGCAGCAACAGCUGCUGGGGCAAGCAACAGAAAGGCCACUCUUGCGGCACAGCUGAAUGCCACAGCAGCAGCCGUAGCAGCAGCAGCAGCAACAGCAACAGCAAAGGCGCAGGCGUCUUUGGCAACAACAACAGCAGCAACAGCAACAACGAAUUUUAAUAAUGUCACGCAAUCUCAGAGACAGCAGCCAGCAUUGUCGCCGUCACAGUUGCCGCUGCAAGCGCAAGCGUCACCGAAGCGGGCUACCAACGUCUGCAUCGUUCGGCCGCAGCAACAGCAGCAGGAGAAACUAGCAGCAGAGGCAUGCCAGCAGCCGCCAACGCCGCCGCCGCCACUGUACUCCCACACGCCCUCGCUGUGGCAGACGCCGCUUAUUCUGGACACCAGCCAGAAGCAUCAGCCGCAGCCGCAGCAGCAGCAGCAGCAUUCGUACCAGCAGCAUCAUCAGCUCCAGGCUGUGUCCAUUGCAUUGGUCAGCCCGCCAACAUCGCCCGCCUCGUUACCCUCGCCCACACUGACGCCCACUGCAGCUGUGACCGCCAUGGUGGCACCGAUUGUCUCGCCCAAGGGUGGCCUGCCACUUCCGCCGUCGAAGUUCCAUCACACCACCCUGGCCCAGCACUUGCAGAAGGUGGAGUGCCUCAAGAAGAAAAAGUCCUUGCCUCUGACAUGCCAGAACAACAACAACAACAAUAAUAACAACAAGCAACAUAACCACAUGGUAGAGUCACUGAACAAGACGAUAGGAACAGCCACCUACAACCUGACACAGCCGCCACCACUGACGGUGUUCAAUACGGGAACAGUCCAAGCGGCGGCUCAUAUGCCAGCAGCCGCUCCUCCACAAAAACAGAAACAUUCCACCAGCACCUUGGAUGACAGCGAUCUCAACGAGAUACCCGUCAAUGUUAUCUUUCGCAAGCCGCCAGUUUUGAUGGCCGGCACGGGAGUGGGAGGAGUAGCAACAGCCACAGCAGGACAAGUUCAGCCAAACGGCGUCAAGUUGGUGUUGCCACUGACGCCGCCAACUCCGCCAGAGGUGACCACGCCACCGCUGCUGGCUCAUCGACUGCCGCAGACUGCCGGCGGCAUUCCUGCAUUGGCGCCCAGCUCGAAAGUCUCUUUGCCACCCGCUCCAUCUGCUAUGCACGCUGCCGGCACUCUGCUGGUCGUCUCAGCAGCAGCCGGCCAGGCAAUGUCUCCGGUUCACACACCCACACCCCUCACUCCGCCCGCAACUCCUGCAACAUACAUAAAAACAGAACAAAUGUCUUCCAAAGUUGCCAAUGCUAAUGCUGCCGCCAAUGCAAACGCUGCGCCAAAACGUCAAACGCCAGGAGCUGCUGCUGGCGGCAGAAAAGGCAACAACAAAACCAACAAUGCAGCGAGUGUCGCCAAGAAGAACUUAGCCUCAAAGCCACCUCCGCCACAGGAACCGAAAGUGAUUUCCAAUCCGAAUCCGAUUGCAGACAAUGCUGAACCUGCUGUCCGGCAGCGGCGUCGCAAGGCCGCCUCCAAGCGUUACUCAGCGACGAUCAAUGAGAAUGAGUUGACGGACAAUGCCACGGACUCGCCGUACUGUGUGCAACAGCAUUGGAUGCACUCCACCGGCAGGGAUGUGGUGCUUGACGCUCCCCUCUCGCCCAGCAAUCGCCGCGAGGAACGGAUUGCCGUCCGCAAGGGCAUGCUGAGGCGACAGGCGCUGCAGCUACUGUCCACGCGCUCGCUGCAGGAUUUGCCAGUACGAGCGGCCCGCCAGCGUCUACAGUGCGUCCAGAAUAUGCUGGUCAAAUAUCAGGAUCACGCAGGACAACAGCAGGGCAUUGGGAUUGGUAAUCGCUGUCUUGUGGCCACCUGUGGACUGCCCACGCUCACCAUGGCCGCUCACUGUGAGCGCCACAUUGUGAACAACAGCACACAGCAGCUGUUCCAGCCAUGUGCGGCCUGGCGCAUGGACGGUACAGCCUGCCUGGCGCCUGUCUUCGAUGUUCUGCAUACGCUGCCCCUGUGCACCGUGCACAGCCACCUGCGUGCCGGCCUUGAGAUGGUCAGGCCAACGGCCAAGCUAACUGCCGCGAAUCUGCCCUUGGCAGGAGUGCCACUGGCAGUGGCAACACCAGCUGUCGGCAUGGCAGGCAAGCGCAAACGCAAGGCAAAUCCCAAUCCUGUGAGUCGUCCACAGAAACGGGGCCGGAAGCCGAACGCUGAGCAGCAGAUGAUGAGCCACCAAAUAACCACGCUACCGGUGAUGCCAUCGGCAGUGAUGCAACGAAAGAGCAGCACCACUUCGCUGGAGUCCAUAGCCAGUAAUUCGCAGUGUUCCUCGGCCAACUCUCAUUCCCAGCUGUCCUACACGCCGCCCACAGCCACACCCGCGCCAGUUCCAGUCUCUGUACCACAGCCGCUGCCCGGUUUGCCACACUUGUCCAUACCCCCAGCGCUGGCUCCACUUAGCGGUGACUACCAACCGAAGCCACAGCAGCAGCAGACGCCGCUGUUCAAGUUCGAGGCUGAUCCGCAGGUGCAGCAGCUGGAGAGUGGCCUCAAUCUGCUGGCCAGUGCCAACAUCAAUAUAAAGGCCGAAGAGAUUAGCCAAAUUGUGGCACAGCUGGCGGCGGCAGGUGGGGAUCUGCAGCCGCAAAACCAUCAACUCAACAACAAUAGCAUACACUUUAACAACAACAAUAUGAGUUACACCAACAACAACAAUAGUUUCCCCUCGUUCAACGCGGCCUUUGGCAACGCCAUUGGCCAGCCAACGCACAACGGGCAGCACACGGCUCUGGCUCUGGCCAACACUGCGAGUCUGCUGGGCCAGGACAUGUUCGGCAUAUGCGAGAACAGUUCGGCGUAUGCCAGCUCCGAGGACACGGGACUGGGUGGCCUGAGCGAAUCGGAGCUGAUUGGCGCUAACGAUGCUGAUGACAUAGCAUUGAAUGGCGCCCACUUGCUGGAGGAGCACGAUCUGGUAAAUGUGUUCGACACGCUGCCGGACGAUGCCUUCAACGAGCUAUUUCAAUCCGUGCAACAAGCCGAAUGCGAGGCCAUGGAUCGGGCGCUCGAGAUCGCCGACAAGAACCUCAAGUGUCUGCAACAGACGAUUGUCGGCUCCGAGGACAAUGACCUGCUUAACGAUUUCCUCGAUGAUAUGUUAGCCGACGGUGUGAUUAGCUCAACGAACACGUCCGGCAUCGAUGCCGCCACGCUGUUCGUCGACAGCAGCAGCGGCGGCGGCAACAGCAGCAGCAACAGCGCAAAUAGCAGCUGCACGCCAGCCACCGCCUCCGUGGCGGACAUACGCGGCCUGGUGCAGACCUAAGACGCGGUCCCGGUCGAGGACCAGGUCAAAGGCUAUAGCUGGCACACAACUAGCGUCACUUUCAAGCGAUCUUUCGAGCUAUAAACUGAAACUGCAAUUCUGAGCAGCUUUCGUGAAGAGUUUUCGUGGUGUUUUCGGCAACAUUUCUCACCAGAUUCUGGUUCGGCACACACUUCUAUAUAUAUAUAUAGAUAUAUAUAUGUAUAUGCUGCUUGAAUGUAUGUGCAUCAUCUCCUGCACACAUAUGCAUUAUGGAAAUCGUAUAGAUAUGGGGUUUAAAUGUAAAAAAUCAAAACAAACAAACAAAAAAAC
This is a messenger RNA of Drosophila subobscura, 4328 nucleotides long. Its product is annotated as negative elongation factor A. NCBI's taxonomy places the organism in Eukaryota, Metazoa, Arthropoda, Insecta, Diptera, Drosophilidae. The transcript has 6 exons. Gene Ontology annotation, cellular component: nucleus. The record is from RefSeq and is a predicted model, not a curated record. The coding region runs from base 372 to 4016 and encodes 1214 amino acids.